Phoenix dactylifera (date palm) is the source of this 1887-nucleotide messenger RNA. RefSeq names its product Hydrolase-like protein family. NCBI's taxonomy places the organism in Eukaryota, Viridiplantae, Streptophyta, Magnoliopsida, Arecales, Arecaceae. The record is from RefSeq and is a predicted model, not a curated record. Gene Ontology annotation, biological process: lipid metabolic process.
GCAAAUAAAAGAGAGGUGAUAAGGCAAAGAGUUCCUGCCGGCGGCGAAGGUUGGCGUUUCCGCAGCACAAAGCAGACCAACCACAGCUGGACUGGAAAUAAAGAGUACGAGACUAACAAGAGUGCUCUCUCGAGAGUCGAGAGGCCAAAGCGUCGUCGUUAUCAUCUCUUCCCCUCCUCCCACAGGCUGGCGCGUGGAGUUCAAACCUCAGCUUUUCCGCCUGUGCUCGGAGAUAGUAGGAAAUGGGCGGCGAUGGCGACGACGCGCGGUGAUGUCAUAACGAGAAACCGAAGAUCCGAAAGGGACGAAAAGGUUGCAAAAGGAGGAAAAAGAAACAAAAGAUCGCUCUGCUAAAUUGCUUGUUCUCCAAAGCAACGAAAUUCUUUUUGUAUAAAUAAAUAUAAAAGGAGAAGAUUGGAUGGCGUGCGCGGUAUCAUCGCUAGCUGCCCAUCGGUGUAGAUAUUGCGGCGGCUCGCCCCGGAUCAAGACCAGGAGUGGCGGCCACGCGUCCUCCUUGCUCGGCCCGUCCUCCGCUCUCUUUGGGGAUCCUCUUUCCUCCAGUAAUUUCGCAGGACUGGACUCAAGCAGGGAUGAGUUAAAUUUUAGAUUUCAUAUAAUGAGUACAAGCAGGGGAAGUGUCACAGCAUCCAAGGAUAUCUCCAAGUUAAAAAAUGGACCUGAUCAUCUUCUUGUUCUUGUUCAUGGCAUCUUGGCUAGUCCUAAUGACUGGAUAUAUGCAGAAGAGGAAUUGAAAAAACGACUGGGGAGCAAUUUUUUAAUCUAUGCAAGUUCAUAUAAUGCCUAUACUAAAACAUUCAGUGGAGUUGAUGGAGCUGGAAGGCGAUUAGCAGAUGAGGUAUUGAAUGUGGUCCAAAAAACAGAAAGUUUGAAAAGGAUCUCUUUUCUGGCACAUUCUCUAGGUGGUUUGUUUACCAGAUAUGCUAUCGCCAUCCUCUAUAAUCAAGAUAUCUUGAACAGGAGCCGGCACGAGAAUGUUAUCAGUUCUAGUACCAUAACUUCAGAAAAAUCAGCAUGCUCUUCAAACUUAGGGAAGAUUGCUGGCUUGGAGCCUAUUAACUUUAUUACUUUGGCAACUCCACAUCUUGGGGUUAGAGGGAAAAAACAGCUUCCAUUUCUUCUGGGAGUACCCAUUCUGGAAAAACUUGCUCCGCCUUUAGCUCCCAUAUUUAUUGGCCGAACUGGUCGUCAGCUCUUCCUUACAGAUGGUAAACCUAGUAAACCACCACUUCUUUUAAGAAUGACAUCUGAUUAUGAAGAUAACAAAUUUAUAUCUGCUCUUGCCUCAUUUAAGAGUCGUACUCUUUAUGCCAAUGUAUCAUAUGAUCACAUGGUGGGUUGGCGAACCUCUUCAAUAAGAAGAGAAAGUGAACUUGUUAAGCCCUCACGCCGGUCUUUGGAUGGCUAUAAGCAUGUUGUAGAUGUGGAAUAUUGCCCCCCAGUACCAUCUGAGGGUCCUCAUUUUCCUGCAAAAGCUGCCAGGGCAAAGGAAGUUGCCCAAACCGCAUCAAACACACAACAUACAGCAGAAUAUUACGACAUGAUGGAAGAAGAGAUGAUCCGUGGCUUGCAAAGGGUUGGAUGGAAGAAAGUUGAUGUCAGUUUUCACUCAGCAUUUUGGCCCUUCUUUGCUCAUAACAAUAUUCAUGUUAAGAGCGAAUGGCUUCACAGUGCAGGAGCUGGCGUUAUUGCUCAUGUUGCAGACAAUUUAAAACAACAGGAAUCUCAUACAUUUUUGGCUGCAAAUCUAUAGGCACUCAAAGCUAUAUUACUUAAAUAUAUUGUAAAAUAACUACAUAACUAAUGAAAUUAAAUCAUUUAUUAUGCACAUAGUAUAGUAUAUUAUACAUGUUGCUUCUUGCUGAAUUA